Messenger RNA from Phalacrocorax carbo (great cormorant), 1916 nucleotides. The record is from RefSeq and is a predicted model, not a curated record. Lineage: Eukaryota; Metazoa; Chordata; Aves; Suliformes; Phalacrocoracidae.
GGUGGCGGCAUCAUCAUCCUCCUGGGGUGACUGUGCCUGACGGGGGCUCUAUCUCGGCUCCCGGGGGACAUCCCGUCCCACCCCCAGGGUUGAUUGAACCUGGCGCGGAGAGCCCCGGGUCAUCUGGCCGGCCGCCGUGGUGCUGGGGCUCGGUUCCUGGUGGGGGGAGCUCUGGGGUGACCGGGGCCCCGAGGCAGUUAGGGCCGUGUUACUUGGGGUUGCUCUAAGCCUGGCCGGAGGCCCGGGCCUGGCUCCCGCUGCGGGGAGCGCCGAGCGACCGGGCAUGGCGCGGGACUGCCGGUGCCACCGGGCCGAUCACCAGGGAGCGCCGAGCAACCGGGAGAGAAGCAACCUGGCUGGGGUGCGGCACAUCCUGCUGGUGCUCUCUGGGAAGGGUGGUGUGGGGAAGAGCACCAUCUCCACAGAGCUGGCUCUGUCACUGCGGCACUCUGGGAAGAAGGUGGGGAUCCUGGAUGUGGACCUGUGUGGCCCCAGCAUACCCCGUAUGUUCAGGGUGCAGGACAGUGACGUGCACCAGUGCGACAGCGGCUGGGUCCCCGUCUUUGUGGACCAAGACAAGAGCAUCUCGCUCAUGUCCAUUGGCUUCCUGCUCGAGAAGCCGGAUGAUGCUGUGGUGUGGAGAGGACCCAAGAAAAAUGCUUUGAUCAAACAAUUUGUUGCUGAUGUGGCAUGGGGGGAUCUGGACUUUCUCAUCGUGGACACGCCGCCGGGUACGUCUGACGAGCACAUCUCCACAGUGGAGGCCUUGCGGCCCUACAAGCCGCUUGGAGCAAUCCUCGUCACAACACCCCAGGCCGUGGCUGUAGGAGAUGUAAGGCGAGAGCUGACAUUCUGUAAGAAGACAGGCUUACGAGUUCUCGGCAUUGUGGAGAAUAUGAGCGGCUUCGUCUGCCCGCACUGUUCGGAGUGCACAAACAUCUUUUCCAAAGGAGGAGGUGAGGAGCUGGCCAGGUAUGCUGGGGUCCCCUUCCUUGGCUGUGUUCCCCUGGACCCCCAACUCAGCCAGAGCUUGGAGGAAGGCAGAGACUUCAUCCAAGAGUUUCCCAAGAGCUCUGCCUUCCCUGCCUUGGCUCAAAUCACCCAGCAGAUCUUGGAUGGUACGUCACAGCGAAGCUCCUGAGAAGGGUAGAGACCUGGACUCUUGCUGGCAGAGCCACUGGCUUGGCAGCACGACCAGCAGCCCGUGCCAGCAGGGAAGUGGGAUGCAGAUAAAACUGUCUCAGUGGAGAGUGACAGGGGAGGGGGAGCACAGCAUUGGUGCCACUCGCAGCGGUCCAAAAAGGGAAGCACUGCUUCAUCCCCCUGGAUCUGAAGAGACCCUGCACACAGCAGCAGCCUGCUUCUUGCCUUCUCACCGUGGGGGUGCUCUGCCCAGAUUGGUACCAUUGCUUCUAGCCCUACACACGCAGCACCAUCCUCUGCAGCCAGCCAUUGUACAGGUGCCUGGGGACCUCAGCUUGUGUCCGCAGCCUCUCAUAUGCUGCGGUGCUUCCAAUGCAGCUACAGUGGCAAACAUCAUCAGCUGUUCUUCCCUCAAUGAACCCAAAGGGCACCGAUCGUCUGGAUCGUGGCUCCAUGAGCUGCUGCCUUCUCCCACCGCUUUCCUUGCGUGAUGGAUUAUAUGGUACUUGGUUCAGUGGCUGGUGAGUUCCUGCUGGAUGCUCCAAUGUGGACCCAAGCAAGGCCACCUUGCCCUGAAGUCUUGGAUCACUGGUUCCUGAUGGGCUGAUGAGGGCACAGCAUGUGAUUCGCGUGAGAAAAUGUCUUUAAAGGGGUCUGCCAGCCAUCUGAGGGCUGCAUCCCACUGUGCUGGCUUUUUUGGUCUGCUGGGGAUUAUUGUGACUCAGGAAUGUUUUUAAAGGUUCCAGGCAGUAAACACUUUCUUUAAAAUCCAA